This is a messenger RNA of Wyeomyia smithii (pitcher-plant mosquito), 2464 nucleotides long. RefSeq lists its product as uncharacterized. The record is from RefSeq and is a predicted model, not a curated record. The coding region runs from base 76 to 2097 and encodes 673 amino acids. Lineage: Eukaryota; Metazoa; Arthropoda; Insecta; Diptera; Culicidae. The transcript is spliced from 4 exons. Gene Ontology annotation, molecular function: protein dimerization activity.
GCCAGUGUCAGUGAAAAAUUGUUCCGGUGAGGUUGAAUUUGCCUGAGUGAAACGAAAAAGUGAUAGACGACAAUAAUGGACACAAAUAAUACGCCAAAAGAAAUUGGCUCCGGAAGAUCCGCACCAGGACCAUCUAAAAGAAAAUCAAAAGGAAACGAAAAAACGCUAAGUGAAAUUGCUGCCGAGCAAGUAGUUUUCAGUGAAACAAAGGCCCGCUGUGCAAUUGAAGUGGACAGUUAUUGCACCUACGAGCAGAAAACUUUCGAUGCUCAAAAUUAUAUCCGCCAUUGCCGCGUCAAACACCCGGAGGCUGCAUUUUUGAAAGGCAUGUUCAGGCACGUCGAAGAAGCUCCUAAAAAGCGACGAGCUAUUGCAAAGCGACCUAUUGCUAUAGACCGACAACUAUUCCUGGAAGCAAUUCUAAAACUGGUCUGCUUCCACAAUAUGCCGCUUUUCAGCCUAGAUUGGGACGGAUUUAAAUUGUUACUUAAUCCGAUUUCGGAAUCAUUGAAUUUCAAGGUCAAUAGAGUGAAUAUCAAGGACUAUCUGGCAACGGCAGCAGACAGAGUCCGACAAGCAAUAAGGAACGAGAUGAGAGGAAGGUUGGUUAGUUUAAAAAUAGAUUCGGCAUCCCGUCAUGACAGAAGCGUUCUUGGAAUUAAUGUCCAAUACAGCCAAUCGGAUGAGGUUGUGAUUCGGACUCUAGCUAUGCUUGAAGUCACUGAACGCCAAACAGCAGUCUUCCUCAAAAAUAAAAUUUUAGAUGUUCUAAAAGGGUACGAAGUUUCGUUGGACCAGGUCUUCUCCGUGACAGUAGACAACGGUGCAAAUAUGUGUGCUGCUGUGAAGGAGUUGAAAAUGGAAUUAGAGCGUGCCGUCUUGGCAGAAAUAUCGAUAGAGCAGGGCGAUAACAGUGAACAGGACAGUGUACAGCGUAAGCUGUCGGCUGGUCUUCUAGAGGAAUUCAACAACAAUAUAAAUCUUAUUCGUUGCUCUGUCCACACGCUUCAACUAGCCAUCCUGGAUGUUGUUAACAAGACCAACGAAACCGUGAAAGCAGUCACUGAAAUCGCAAAGCGCUGCAGGAACACGAAGUACAAAAAUAAUUUCAAAAACUCGUCCGCAUCGUAUCCACCGAUCUGGAACGCCACACGCUGGUGUGGCAUUUAUAAAAUGAUGCAGAGUUUUGUCGCUCAAGAAAACUUUUUCGAGCAACUGGCUGAAGAGUACCCCGAGUUAGACCUUUCAGAUUACUGGAUUUUUAUCCACGAUUAUCGAAAUGCAUUCCACCCACUUUACAUUUGCACCAAAACGAUGCAGGAGGCCCAUGUCACUUUGCCGGACUUCUACAAGCAGUGGCUCAUGGCGCUUAGCGAAGUCGAGAAACUGUAUGAUAACCAAUCCGCUGCACCUCUUCAUGAAUCCUUAAUGACAAGAUUAACGAAUCUCCGCAAUUCACGGGCAUUCAAAAUGGCCCUUUAUCUGGACCCUCGAUUCAAUUUUUAUGGUUCUAGGUUGUUCACGCUCAACGAAAAGGACGAAAUUCAGCGAUACAUUGCAAGCUUGCAGGAAAGGAUAUCCCGACUACGCCCUGUACCUUUGACGGAGAGCACUACUGUAGUCAAAACACCUUCAACUUCCGACUACGAUUUUGAUUUAGUCAUGACGGAAAUGUUUGGAGGAUCAUUGAAUGCAGACGAAAAUUCAAACAUGACCAGGUUUCAAAAACAACUCAAGGGGCUUGAUGCAGAGGAACGCCGAAGCCACAGUUACGAUGUUUGGAAACAUUGGAUAACGCGCAAACACACGCACCCAGAACUAUAUGCAGUAGCAAUAGUAGUGCUUGCUACACCGUCAAGCCAGUCUUCGGUUGAAAGAGCCUUUAGCGCCCUAGCCUUGAUUCUGACUGACUCACGAACAGGACUGGGCGAAGACACCCUGGCGAAUAUGUUGAUAAUUAAACUCAAUAGGGAUGUCUUCCAGAAAGUCUUCUCAAAUCUUUAUGACUGGAAAGUUCUACAAUUAGAAGAUCCACUUGAAUUUCCAGCUUCGUUGGAUAGUUCUUUCUCAACCGUAGAGUACCCUUUUGCAAAAUAGGACAGCCUAAAUACGUCAUCAACGACGUAAUCGAUUUAUUAACAAUAAGAUAUUUAUUAAGGUUACUUAUUCUUACAUGUAAAAAUAUUCGAUAACGAAAAUUUUCUGAAUUUGCUUCAAAAACCGCAGAAGACCAUUUUUAACACGCGAUGUAACAAAGUUGCAUUCAUUGUUUUUUUUUUUUCACAUGUACCAAUAUUCGAUUUUGAAUAUUUUUUUAAUUUGUCUGCAGUGCAGAGUACUACGUUUAAUAUUUAAACCAUUCGACAAUAAUAUUAACCGUAUUUCGAACAAAUAAAAACUGUUGCGUAAAUAUAAGAGAAGAGAACAUUCAAUAAAUAUAAUUUAACUCUGAUACUGUCAACUU